Molecule: messenger RNA, 3083 nt
Organism: Physcomitrium patens
Lineage: Eukaryota; Viridiplantae; Streptophyta; Bryopsida; Funariales; Funariaceae
Source: RefSeq, a predicted model, not a curated record
CGUCGAGGUCCUCGUCGCAAACCCUUUCGAAGCACGAAAGCACCGACGGGAAGCACCCACGCCGAGUGCCGAGGCCGAGACCAGCAUCGAGAUCGAGACGGAGCCAGAGCGUCACCAAAUCGUACCUUCAACAACACUCUCUGCACGUAACAAGCAAGCAAGCGAGCUGAAUUUUGUGCUCGAACCGACACCGCUCACCGCGUAGCGUCGUCGUUGUCGUCGUUCGAUCAUGUAGAUACCGCAAGUUGUUCACUAUUGCGAAUUGGGCACUCUACUCCAGCGAUUGAGCUCACAUGGCCCCUGUUAAACUUCCCUUUGCCGAUACCGACUUGGCUCCACUUGUCAAACGGUACUCGGCGAGUACGAUUGUGACAAUGCUGCGGGAGAUUGCAAGAUGCAAGUCGCCGAAGCUGGACUGGGUGAUGCUGUGCAAGAGCACGGUCACGGGCAUUACGAACCCGAAGGAGUACCAGGCCGUGUGGCGAAGCCUUGCCUAUCGGGCGGAGCUGGAGGAUUCUUUUGAAGACAACGAGGCACCGUUGGACGAUGAUAGUGACCUUGAUGUUGAGUUGGAUCCUGUUCCCACUGUCAGCGCUGCCGUGGCAGAAAGCAUAUCCAGUUUUGUGAAGACAGACUUGCAACAGCAUGAGCAUGAUGAAUUAAUGGAACACAAUGCUGGUCAGGCAGGUGUGGGGCAUCAAGCUGCAGACAAUGCGGUUGUCAAUAAACAGCAGGGAUCAGGUCUGUUGGUCAAACCAGAUGAGUCAGCCGAAUUGGUUCCCAUUCCUAAUACAGCAGGAGUGCCAUACUUAGCAAGUGCAACACAGUGUGCAGCUACGCAUGGGGAAUCGGCUGCAAUCCUCUCCUGCUCUACGAGCACUAAGGCUGCUUAUCCGGCUGCAGUCAUGAACCAAUCUGAUGCUCGGAAGAGGCGAAGACUCUGGACUCCCGAAGAAGACUUGGCACUCAUAGCAGCUGUGGACAAGUACGGUGAGGGCAACUGGACAACUGUUCUGAAGAACCAUUAUGACUUUGAUCGCAGUGCCUCCCAACUAUCACAGAGAUGGGCUCUGAUCAGAAAGAGGAGAGAAGUUCAAGAAAAAGCAGGGUAUGGAGGCUCUGGAGUGAGUCUCUUAGCAUCCGGUUACAACAAUAUAGAGCGUCUGGAUGGUCCCAAACCUGGUACAUUAGCAGGGCCUGGCAUGCAAAAGGAUACUGGAAGACCGGGUGACAAAGCUAUGCCUUUUGGGAAUGCUCCUACGCCAAUGAAGCAACCACCUUCCUCUGCUUCUACCGUUCCAGUUGGCAAGAGAAAUCCUGGAGCCACAACUCCCAGUGGCACUGAGACCACUGCUUCUGUCCUUGAAACACAAAGAGCGCGAGCUCUGCCUGCACCAGGUGUUUCAACCAGCCGGGCUGGUGUUCCUGCUCAGCGGCCGCAAGCACAUAACCAGACAUCUAUGCGUGGUGGUGCGACAGCUGGAGCCUCUACCGCCUUACAAACCCUUAAGGGAGCAGUCCACGAGGGUUCAGCUGGUGGAUCACACACUCAUGCCUCAGCUGUAUGGAGACCAGGUCAAGGCUCUGCUGUUGGCAAUCAAAUGUUCUACACGAGUACACAACCUGUAACGUCAUCUGUUCCCAUGGAUAGUAAAUAUUCUGCAUCGCGCAACAUGACAACUGGAGUGUCACGAGGAGGUUCUAAGGGCGUACACGGUCCCGAUCCUAUGAUACAAGCCGCUGCAAUGGCAGCAGGAGCUCGAAUUGCACCAGCCUCAACAGCUGCUUCACUACUUAAGGCAGCUCAAUCUGGUAAUGUGGUUCAUAUCGGAAGUGGUGGGCUUCCUAGGUCCAAAUUAGGUCUAUCGAAUCAAGCUGGAAAUGGCAAUGCAGGUGGCAGUUCAGGAAUCAUCCACUAUAUCCGCACCGGCUCAGGUGGUUCAUCGUUGGCUACAUCUAAUACAAGUUUACAACGAACGACCUCGCAUCACAUGUCAAAAAACCAUCUCAAUAGAGCACCUCACCCAGUUGGAAACUCAAGCCCGUCGCCUGUUCCUACUGUACCGCCUCAAGCAGCUCGGAACAAUUCUCAGGUACCCAGCCAGGCUGGCAAACCGAGCCCCACCUCCAGAGUUCCUGCAACACGGGGAUCCAGCCCUCAGCAGCAGAUGACAGCACCUGCACUUACUCCUGCUUCAACCCCUGCCUCAACUACUGCAUCCACAUCCUCAUCUACGCCUGCAUCAACGUCUACACCCGCUCCUCUGUCGACGUCUGCUGUAACUCCUCCACAGACGUCUUUAUCAACUCCGUCAACGUCUGUACCAACUCCUGCAUGUGGGUUUUGUACAACCGAACCAAUAGCUGACAUCCCUGGAGAAGGAACUACGUGAUGGCCGAUGCAUCUCACUUUUGAGUAACACCUUGAUUUGAAAUUGGAUUUCCACCCGUCUGGUGAGUCAAAAGAGGGAAGCUAAUGCAGUGGUGGCCUUGAAGACUUUACUACGAUGCUCAAGCGUCAACGAGUACAGAAACCUUAACGAGUGUAAGGAUACCAAGUCUUUCAUUUCGCACAUAGAAUAUUAGAGGUGCUGAAUCAGAGAAGUGGGUUUUUGAAAAUGAGCAUGGAAAGCGGUACACUGAUGGGUCCUGGAUGCCGAGACUUGUGAUGCUAUGUAAUAGCUCGAUUUGUUUGUUACAGCUGAAGCAACACACUACCUGCAGAUAGUGAGGAUGGCACUUCUGGGCACCACCCGUGUUAUUAUAAUUCUUCUUUUUUCUUUUUUUUGGGUAAGAUAUGCUACUUGCGUAACAGAAAGAGGAACUUAUAUGUUACACCGGCAAGCCCCUGCAAUAGAGAAAAACUAGAUGCAACUCAAGCAAGCAUCAGAUUUGCUAAUGUGACCAACAAACUGGAGACGGUCACUAGAUGCCCCGCGGCAAAACCCCACGACCGUGGCUUUUGUUUUGCUGGUUGGAUUAUUGUGAAGGAAAAAGUGCUAGUGACUGGUUAGUUAUAGGCCAUCACUUUUUUGCCAUUUACUUUUGGUUCAUUAGUAAUUUUUUGGGCUUAUUUGAAAUUC